Molecule: messenger RNA, 1276 nt
Organism: Antechinus flavipes (yellow-footed antechinus)
Lineage: Eukaryota; Metazoa; Chordata; Mammalia; Dasyuromorphia; Dasyuridae
Gene: HCFC1R1
Product: host cell factor C1 regulator 1
Exons: 6
Coding region: 48-602 (184 amino acids)
Source: RefSeq, a predicted model, not a curated record
GCACAACUCCGCCCUCACACCUCCCCCUCCCCCCACGACGGGUAUGGAUGGAGCCCCCGGCUUCCCUGAGACCCCACGAGCACCGGGCCGGCUGUGGUCCCCGGAACUUCAUGAUCCUUCAGCCGCCCAUGGAGCUGGGCCGCCCAGCGGGGGCCCGGAAAGAUCCCAGGGAAGCACAGGCGCCAGCCAGGACCCUGGACGCCUGCUCCCUUCCCCAAGGAAUUCAACCCCAGAGCACCAAUCAGUUGCUGGAGGAGCAUCACAACUCUCUUCAGAAGCAUUUCCUGUCUGAGGAGAACAUGGUCUCCCAUUUUUCCCACCUCAGUCUGGACAGUGAUCACUCCUACUGCCCAUCAGCAGCUUUCUCCAUGGGUACUCCAGCCCCACCUGUGAUCAGGCCUUUGGAAGACUGUUUUCACUCAACUGAGGAUCUGGGGGUACUCUGCCCCAGCCUUCUUCUGGCCCUGAAUCCCCAUUCAGAGCUACUCCUCUGGCAAUAUCCAGGAAACCAAAUCCCAGAAAUUCUUCGGCUGCUGAGACUGGGAGGCUCCCAGGUAUACCAAAACCACAACCCCCAUAGUGGGGAGGCAAUGGAGCUCUGAACCUCAAAUGACUGCCCUGUCCCUCAGGAACACAAGCCUCUCUCAGUGCCCCCAACUUCAACUCCAUGAGUUGGAUCCAGAGAGGCAGAAUCUGGCCUUCUCUGGAAAACAAGACUCAAAGACCAAAGAGGGUCUAGACACCCAUAUAUUGUACACAGAACUAAAGAAUAGCACCUUCAGGUUAGAGAUAGGUCUAUUACAUACACAUACAUUCAAGGGAUGGUGGCGAAAAUAGAACCACAGAAGAAAGGGUGGGGAGGAACAUCUUAGGGGAUGGGGUGGCUCCCAUAGCAGGGGGCCUUUGUUAAAGCAAAAUAAAGAUUGGUGGGCAAUAAAAAGCAAGUAGCUUCAUUGGUGGGGGGGAAGGGGAGAGGUGCUGUCUGGGGAGAAGGGCCCAAAGGGACAGAUGCCCAGAUCCUUUGCAGUCUUCCCUGGAAAGCGAGUCAGGGCUAGACCCGCCCAGACAUUGAGAAUGUGUGAGUCAGGGCCCUGCCCCCACCCCCGGCUGACUCACAAACUCUUCCCUGCAGUGGCCAGAAACAGUUGGGGACUAAGCCAAAAAGGGGGAUGGAGAUGCCCAUCUCUGUUAGGGGAAGAAUGAGUUCAGACCCUUGUACUGAAGGGGAAAUGGGAGUCUUACCUCUCCACUCAAAUAAAAUUUAAAAAAAAUCAAA